GUCGAUUCUUCUUCUGCAGCAAUUUUGUGCAAGCCUUGCAAUGGCAAAGGGUGGUUACUCUGUGAUUUCUGUAAAGGCCAGAAAACCAAUGUGAAAUCUGACUCUAAUAGGAUCUAUCGGCGAUGCCCAACUUGUAGAGCCAUUGGGUAUGUGCUGUGUUCAAAGUGUAAGGUGUUCAAAUGUGUCACAUUCCCAAAUUACGAUGAUGGUGAAGAGUUGUCUUUUUGAGCCUGAACAGCUUCGUAUUCACUUUUUCAGGUUCUCUUUUUACCCUACAUUGUAAUUUAUUUGAUGAAAUGGGAAAACCAUUUAUCCAUGUAAUUUCAGUGGCUCCUCAUCUUCCUAAUGAAAAGUUGAAUGCUUGAAUGCCUAUAUUUGUUGGUUGCAGAAUGUAUAUUAUAAAAGAUUCCAUCUUGGUGCCAAACUGAUAUGAAUAUUAAAAUGAUAUUUGUACACAUGACGUAUGUAGAGUCCAUCUUGGUACAAACUUAUAUGUGCAAGGGAUGAGUAUGGCAAAGUGAAGUGGGCUUGGCUUGUUCUUGGUCUUAGUUCUGUCAAUGAGUGUCUGAUUAUACAUCUCAUGUAGUUAACUUGUACUGCAGGAUGAUACUUGAAACAGAUCCAACUAUUAUCGCAGGAAAGGUGGCAACUCAUACCAUGGAUGCUGAUGCACCAUAAACUGAUAUGAUAUCAU
Messenger RNA from Rosa rugosa (rugosa rose), 694 nucleotides. RefSeq lists its product as uncharacterized. The annotation marks the transcript as partial. The record is from RefSeq and is a predicted model, not a curated record. The transcript is spliced from 2 exons. Lineage: Eukaryota; Viridiplantae; Streptophyta; Magnoliopsida; Rosales; Rosaceae.